Messenger RNA from Varroa destructor (honeybee mite), 2770 nucleotides. Its product is annotated as eukaryotic translation initiation factor 4H-like. Gene Ontology annotation, molecular function: RNA binding. The record is from RefSeq and is a predicted model, not a curated record. Lineage: Eukaryota; Metazoa; Arthropoda; Arachnida; Mesostigmata; Varroidae.
AUUUUGUAAAAAUAAUGAAGAAACCAUGUGAAUUUGUGAUGUUCGAUUGACUGCACGAUAAUGACCGGCCGCUGCCGGUUGCUGUGGGACAUUUCCUUUGCGGUUGCCGCUCGGAAAUAGUCCUAAACAGGCGAUGGAACACCCGUAUGCCGCCCCACACAGCACCGUGUGUUGGCGCCGAGUGAUACCACCGCGAGUAGUCGCCGGUCGGACGGCUAUGUUGUGAACGAUUCAGAUUGGCAAAGCCCGUUGCUUUUAUUUCGCGGUUCAAUAAGGUGAUACUGGCGAAUAAAAGUAAACGAAGUACGCAGCCACCGACCGAUGCCGUGCUUGUCGUCGUAGACAAGCCCCACCUGAUUUCCACUUGCUUCUUGUGCAGACUGAGUUGUUUCUAAGGAAGGCCAAGCCACACUGAAGGUUUUAAGCCUGCAUGGGGUACUAGCCAUUUUUCAUCGUUCCGAGUCGCGUCCGUUCGAUCUAGCAUCAAUCAGUUUUGUUCAAUAUACUCAAAAAAAAACGAUGAUAUGAACUACUACAAUUCAAUAAUAGGCAAGCUCAUAUGGGCUGUUGCCGAUAUAGUUUACUUUUGUACCUGCAGUCAGUCUUCGGCAAGCGGCAGGCAAUGAUGAACAGCUACAACUGCUGGCGCUGUUUUCUGUUAGAAAAAAAAACGGCGCGAUUUUGAGACAUCGAGAAUCUCGUCGUUCCCACGUGCGUAAUGCUGGCUUUUUCCGAUGUUCGAUUCAAUAUGAGUUUUUCGGCGUCGUGUUUUUGUGUGCGGGGAAAACGCAUUAUCGCAGCCUAUAUUAAUGUGUAGGCAACGAAUAAUCAGCCGCUCCCCUGGCUUCUGUGAGCCUAGGCAUAUAAUGCUAUGUAUGUUCCUCGAUUAUAGUCUCCGCUAUUUAGAGGGCUGCAGUGUGUAAUUAUUAAAGAGUGCACUGUGUUCGUGGAGUGUUGCCUAUAAAGUUUUGUGCGAGUGCGUUGUAUAGUGAUCCUGACAGGGACUGUGCCUUUUUAGCCCCGCUCCAGCCAUUUCCUGCUCGCUGAGAGCAGGCAGUGGUCAGAGAAACAAUAACGACGAGAAGGUUACGGAGCCUGUCAAAGAGGAACGCAAAACAGAACGAACCAAAGCCCUUGUGGAAUUAGAUCGGAUGUUCUCUAAGGACCGCUAUAUCGAUGCUUCGCUGUACGGUCGGGGGAACAACGGUCGCAAACCGAUCCCGUCGGAGCCGCCGUACACGGCGUAUGUUGGCAAUCUGCCUGAUAGGGUGGUGCAAGCCGACAUUGACGAAAUCUUCAAUGGACUUACGGUUAGAUCUGUCCGGCUUGUUCGUGACAAGGAAACUGACCGUUUCAAGGGAUACUGUUAUGUUGAGUUUGAUACCCGAGAGAGCCUUGAGCAGGCUUUGGAACUGAACGAAGCCGAGGUAAACGGCAAAAUCAUUAAAGUGGACGUUGCUGAGGGUCGACGUAACGAUCGUGGAGGCCGUGGUGGUCCUGGAGGGGGUCGUCCGGGUGACCGAGGAGGUCCUGGCGGACCCCGAGGCUUCAACGACAGUAGACACUCGCAGCGCGACAAUAAUAAUCGGGGCUAUGGCGGUCCAGGUGGCGGCUAUGGUGAUAGGGGAUCACACGAUCGAGACCGGGUCUAUCGAGACAAUUUCGGUAGGGACAAUUUCCGUGACAACUUUGGUAGGGGUGAUCAACAGCGCGGUGACAUCCCUGCUAGCCGCGAUUUCCAAGGGUCUGCCUGGGGCAUGAGGCGCGAACAGCGACAACGAGGAGGUCCGGACUGGUCGUCGCGUCCGCCCAUGUCCGAAUUUAAAGAGCCAUCUCGUGAGGAUGCCGAGCAGCGGCCACGUCUUAAACUUGCGCCCCGUACCGUUAAAGCACCGACAGGAGAGCUCGCUGACACAUCCUCGCGUUCCAAAAUUUUUGGAAAUGCCAAGCCACGCGAUGAGAAGCUGUACCAGGAGAAAGUGCGGCGUUCAUCGGAAUCAUCCGGAACCGGUUCUGUAUAUAAGGGAGAUUAAAUGACGGAGGGUGAUGAAGAUGACAAAGUUAAGGAUGCUUGGGGACACUGGUUUAGAUUUAAGAAACGAUAAAGACUAUGCUGAAGAAAUGAAGACAAGGAUAAUUAUAAAAAAACGGGAUAAAAUGUAGAGAUGAAGUUGGCCAAGAACGACUCUCUGUGUGCCUGCUCCAUAACCGCGUUAGUAAGCAUUGCCCAUGAUCCCCGCGCCUUGAAACCACCCUACCCGUUUCCCGCCAUCCUUUACAGCCUUGGGGAUUUUCAGUUGAAAGUCAGUCCUAUGGGUUUUUGAGAGACAUAUUUUUAUUUUAACCAGUUCGUGGUAACUUUCUGGGCAUUUUUAAUUUUCUUUGAAGUCAAUUUUUUGUGAGUUCUAUUGAAGUUUCUGUAUUUCUCUGUCUGCAUUAGGUUGUUUUUCAUGCUUUGUACCAUUUUGUUGUGUGUGUGUGUGCGCGCGUUAUGAUAACUAUAUUGUUAUUAGUACUAUAAUUUAAUAGUUAGGUCCAAAACCGUAAAUAAGGUAAUAAGAAAAUCUAUGUCAUACUUAAUAGUGUAUGGGAGGGAAACCGUUUUUGACGAAAUUCUCUACUCAUUACAAAAAAAGAUAUGAAAAAAAUUAUGGUAAAUUUAUCAUGCAAGAUAGCAAAAGGUUAAGCAGAAGAAGUGCAGGAUAUUAAUAACAGAAUGUUUAGUGAAAACUGAUCAUAAGUAGGAUAGCACUGAACAGUAAGGAAUGUA